Molecule: messenger RNA, 1986 nt
Organism: Grosmannia clavigera kw1407
Lineage: Eukaryota; Fungi; Ascomycota; Sordariomycetes; Ophiostomatales; Ophiostomataceae
Exons: 3
Coding region: 1-1986 (661 amino acids)
Source: RefSeq, a predicted model, not a curated record
AUGCAGCCUCUCUUUGCCGUCCACAACAACGUGUCUCUGCUGAGCGUGACUAUCGCCCCCAGCACGUUCUUGGCCUCUUUGACCCUGGUCCUCGUCUUCUUUGCGCUCUUCAUUGCGCUUUACAUUCCGAGACUCCCGUUUCUUUCGCGCAUCUUUCGAUCUGGUCAGCGUCGCAACAAUCCACCGCAUCCGCAGGUGUUUGAGCCGGCGCAGAUCAGCGACAGCAGGAACUUCGGCUACCUCUCGACUCACUCGGGCUUCCUCGAGACCGACACCGAGAGCAUGCGCGACUCAGUCUCCGUCGGUGGCUACAGCCCACCGGCGUGGCGUCGCCUCGGAAACGGCGACCGUAGUUCCGGCUUCUGGCGCAACUGUGAUAACAUCCUCGGCUCGCCCACGAUGACCCCGGCCUGGUCGCCGUCCCUGUUGGCACAACAACGACCCGUCAACACGGCCCAGUAUCAGCAGUAUCAGCCCGAUCGGCAAUCCCGCGAGUGGAGUCCUGGCUUCUCCAGCGCCGACGAGGAUGUUAUCGACCCGGACGACGAUGUGUUUGGCAACGACGACGACGACGAAGAAAUUCUCGCCCAGGCGAUGCGCACCCGUCUGCCCCGAAGUAUGAGUCCGGAAAAGGAGCUAAGCCCCGAGGCUGAGGACAGAAUGUAUCUAGACACAGCCCACAGGACAGACGACAUUGAGAACCAACGUGAGAAGCCUCCAGAGCUGGAGCUGUCAGAGAACUAUAUCCGGUUCGCCGUGAGGGCUGAAGUGCAGCAACGGACGGAGCCGAUUGAAGCGGCCAUCAACUUUGCGCGGAACAAGUUUCUGCUGGCAACCCGGUCAUGGGCCCACGUAUUCUGCUCGAUGAUCGUGGCCAUGUUCUCCGUGGCGGCCAUGCGGUGGCUGUCGCAACCGGCCAGCAUGCGCAUGGUACCAGAUCUGGUCAAGGUGGCCGGCAUCGCGCGAGCGUUUGAGCCGCUCAUCUUCUACUCGGAGAACGGUGUGGCCCAGGUGGGCGACCUGCAGGCCACCGGCAUCGCGGUCUGGGACCUGGGCGAGAGCGUGCGGUCCAGCAAUCUGACGUCGGCACCCAUCAUUGUGCGGGAGCUGGACGAGCUGAGCGAGACGCUCAAGACGCUGGCUAUCGAGCUCACCAAGUUUUUUGCCAAUGUCGAUGGCGAUAUCGACGGCAUCCUCAUUGUCAUGGACUGGGCCCGACGUGAGCUGUCACAACUGCAAAUGCAGGAGCGUUCCCAGCAGCGAGCGUCGCUGCCGCCGGUUCUGACGAGCGCAUACGACAACAUCCACAAUCUCCUCAGCUCAGCGGGCGUGCUCGAAAACGCGGCCACGGGCCUGCCGACGCGAAUGGGCAGCGUGACGAUGGCGCUGUUCGGCAUGUCGGGCCCGCAGCGGACGCGUGCCACCUUGCGUCGCACCUUUCACGAAUUUCUAGCCGUGCUGGAGGAGGCCGUCAGCUCAGAGCUACAGCACAGCCUUGCGCUGUUUGGGCUCUUUGAGGCCGUCGACCACCAGUUCCUCAACCUGGCCCGCACUGCUGCGCGGGAGGCGUCUGUGCAGGAAGACCUGCAUACAGACCUGCUGACAAGCCUGUGGACGCGUAUUCUGGGUCCCAACGCGGCCGAGGUCAAGAAAUACGAGAAGAACCGCGAACUGCUGCGCGACGUGCGUGCCAAGACGGUGCGGAACAAGGGCAUCUUGGUGGAGCACAACCACCGGCUGCUAGCGCUCAAGGCCAGCCUCGAGAGCCUGCGGCGCAAGCUGGUGUCCCCGCUGGUGCGCUCGGUGAACAGCAGCACGCUGACGCUGGAGCAGCAGGUGCGCGGGCUCGAGGAUGUCGGCAGCUACCUCGAGGGCGUACGAACGCGGCAAAAGGGCAAGCUGAUGGAGAUGCUGUACGGCUCUGGCCGAUCGACCGCAGGAAGUCUGCGCCACGAAGAUGCUGGACACCUUAUCGAGGAGGCUUAA